UCUCCUCAUGGGUGGAGUGAUUCGUCGUGGUCACAGAGAGGAGCGGGAGGCAGGAGACUCACACACUCACAUUCGCAGAGUGUGAGGAACUGAAGACGGGGGGAGAGCAACUUACAGUACGCACAGUCACACUCGCACACAGCAGGCUGUGAGCUCGGAGCAGGGAUGGUAGCAGAGGAGAUUGUGGUCUCCCUCUCAGGAGGUUCCCCGUGGGGCUUCAGACUACAGGGAGGAGCAGAGCAGCAAAAACCUCUACAGGUGGCCAAGGUACGCAGGCGUAGCAAAGCAUGCAGAGCUGGACUGAAGGAGCAUGAUGAGCUGGUUGCCAUUGGCGACCACAUGUGUGCAGAGCUGAGUCAUGCUCAGGCCAUGAGCCUCAUCGACACAGAGAGCUCAACACUCAACCUGAGGGUUAAAAGGGCUCCUCCUGGAUUCCACUUCUCCACGGGGGUCCUGUCUCCCCCCGCAGGCCCCUUGCCCUCCCACUGUUCCUCCAUCCUCUCUCCCAGGGGCAUCACUUCCCCUCCAGACAGUGAGGCGUACUACGGAGAGACAGACAGUGAUGCAGAUACACAGUCACUCACGCACCGUCGCCAACGCCGCACACCUCCUCAUGCGCGCUCACCUGCGCGCUAUGACAACCAAGAAGAGGAGGAGACCUCAGAGAUGAGCGGGUAUGAGAGCGCCACAGAUGUAGGCCUUUCUAUGCAGGGGCAAUGGGACGGUCAGGGUCUUGUCGGCGUCCCUCGCAGAGAGCUCAUCUACCAGCCACUCCAGACUGAGUGGACCACUCCAACACACACCCCACACACUUUAACCCCUCACACACUCACACCGACCCCUGAUCAGGGGUUAAUGGAAGCAGAGGGAGAAGGGGACAGUGGCUUCCAGGAGGCAGGGGGCUGCAUCGGGCUGGCCUGCCCACCGCUUGUGUCUCCAGAACGGGCGAAAGAGGCUUUGAUGUCGGGCUCUGGUAAACAUCUGGUACCUAUGGUGGGACCACAGCAGACCCCAGUCAGCGACGAGCUCUCCACCACCUACAUGGACAAAGCACGGCAAGCCAAGCUGCAGCGUGGGGAGAGUGUGGUGGAGAAACAGGUGAAAGAAGCUCGCACUAAAUGCCGCUCUAUUGCCUCAUUGCUGACUGAUGCUCCCAACCCCAACUCGAAGGGGGUGCUUAUGUUCAAGAAACGCCGGCAGAGGGCCAAGAAGUACACACUGACCUGCUUCGGCAAAGCUGAGGGAGACAGAGGAGGGGAGACAGAAGGAGACACAGGAGGGGAGACAGAGGAGGAAGGAGGAAGCUCCAUUCUGAGUGGAUCAGAGGUUGACGAAGAGGGAUUCUCUGCAUCGUUUGACCCUACGUGGGACACAGGUUAUCUAGACCUGCUGGACAGGAGAAGCUCCGCCUGCCCGUCAACCACACCAACAACUCCAACAACGCCAACAACCAAUCACAGCUCAGUGCUGGACAUCUCAGCUUAUCAGACACCAGGACUUUUGACCUCUGUCAGUCAAAGCCCAGGGUUGGAGGUCUCAGGGCCGGAGAGCUCAGCCUAUCAGGGCUCAAGGCUGGAGAGCAGCAUCACAAAGCAGCCAAUCAGUAAUCAGCCUGCACACAUGUCUCCUCCAGCUGUGGCCCUGACCAACGGGGGGUCGGUGGCUGUGAGUCGGGCUAGUGUUGUUCUGAGCCCGCCCUCUCAGACGCCCCUUCCAAGUCAAAACGGGCAACAUGGCAACCCUAAUCCCAGUCCGAACCCUAAUCUUAGUCCAGUCACAGACUCAGAUCAUCACCUGAAUCCAGGUGUUCUGAACCGCACUGCGCGCCCCUUCACCCCAGGCCCCGCUGCUUCUCGUGCAUCUGUAACCUCUGUUAUGUUUCGCCCCCCCCAACCCAAACCCACGGCCAUGACCAUGGCGACCAAACCCGUGGCGGCUGUCUCCAUGGUGACGAUCCAGCCUUCUCGCCUUCAGUCAGGGCCAGAUGCAAGAAGAGCGGUGUCUAGCACCUCCCUGUACAUCCCUCCAAGAAAUAACAACAGCAACACUCCCCCCUCUGUUAACUCGCCUCCUUCCUCUCUGUCCUCUGCAGCUUUCUCCCAGCCCGCCACAAAUCCGCACACAUUUUCCCCUCAGCCCGCAGCGUAUGCUCCCCCCUCCACCCCGUUCUCUCUGCCUGCUCAACCCUUCUCCUCUACAGCUCCACAGCAAUUCCCCUCUCCUCCUGCUCCUGCUUAUCCACCUCCCUCCACCUGCAUUCCUGCUUCUCCCAUCUCCCCUCCACAUCCCCCUGAUCUGACUCAGUCCUCCUUCCAUGCCCAGCCUGCUCCUCCUCCUCCUCCUCCUCCCGCCCAACCUCCUCCAUCUCCAUCUGUCCACCCCUACAUCAACAUGACAGGUGCUGUGACUCCUGGUCCCCAUGCUGCCAUGGCAACCGCAUCACCUACCCAGGCUCCUGCCGCCGAUUCCCUGGCGACACGUGAGGAGCGCAUCUCGGUCCCUGCCGCUCGCACCGGCAUCCUGCAUGAAGCCCGUCGUCGUAGCAACAAGAAGCCGAUGUUCUGUGCAGUCCAGAACAAAGAUAUUAAUCCAAACCCAGACUUGCUGUCAAUGGUCCAGAACAUGGACGACCACUUUGGGAAAGCCACAGGCGCCGAGCCCGGAGCUGCGCCCAGCGGGGAGGCCGGGCAUGAGUCAGGGCCCGAGGAGGACUGGCUGAGGCUGGGUGCAGAGGCCUGCAACUUCAUGCAGGCUCAGCGAAGACCCAGGCCACCUCCUGUAGCUCCCAAACCCCAAACCCCUCAGGUGCCACAGCUGGCGGGGAAAGGAGGUGAGCUGUUUGCUCGCAGGCAGAACAGGAUGGAUCGCUACGUUGUGGAGCGAUCUCCCUCUGUCGCUGCAGCACCUUUCUCUCCCGCCCAGACGAGGGAGUCCUCGCCCACACCUUCUCUCCCUGCCACCUGGAAGUACUCAUCCAGCAUCCGUGCUCCUCCGCCCAUCAGCUACAACCCCCUCCUCUCUCCCUCCUGCCCUCUGAAGGCCCAGAAGAAGCCUGAGGUGUCAAAGACAAAGUCUGGGCCAGCUGGAUCUAAAGGUCAGAAAGCCGGCCUCAAGUCCGUGGAUGUCAUGAGCCACCAGCCCUACCAGCUCAACUCUACUCUGUUCAGCUAUGGGGGCGGGGUUCCCCAACACACCUCUACCUAUCAGCAGCAGGGAGGAAUGACAAGUGGUCCUCAGAAGACAGCACGGGUGUAUGAGGUGAAGCGCUUCUCCACGCCGCCGCCAAUAUCCACAGGGCCCGCACUCAAAGUUGUUGUACCCCGAUCAGCUACGACACUUGGAGAGCCGUUGUGGUGCUCUGAUGUCACAUCUCCCCCACCCACAGUUGGCCCCACCCCCUACCAACCCCACCAGCCUCAACCCCAACCUCAGUGGGCCACCUCCCCUCUGUCUCCCCCACCUCCCCCUGCCCCUACUGCUCCACUCCCUCAGCUCCCCACCUUCUCCGCUGCCCCUGCUCAGAAUCUAGUCCAGUCUCCAACUUUUUUGCACCUUCCACCCUCCAGCAACACGCAGGCCAACAGGCAGUUUAAGAGCGCCCCAGAUCUGAGUCCCGUCUGCCCCGCUGGUGCCUCUCGGCCAGCAUCCAGCAGCACUCACCCGAGCAGAGUCCCCAGGCCCAGGUUCAGCACCUCCAACCUGGGUCUGCAGCCUUGCGUCUGGCGCCCUGGAUCCACUACGCACUAAAGCGACUCUGCUGCGGACAUGAUUAACCACGGCUCUGUGGGAACACGGAGCAACAUUUUUUAAAUGUGUUUUUAGUAUUGUAAUAUUGUUAUUCAGAUCUUCAGCUUGGGGUUUUACCAGCCACGUUUUUAUCACAAGAUCUGCUUGUAUCAGCCACCCAUGUAGCACAUUUUCUCACUUACAUUUAAUCUUGUUGACUCAUUUAUUCAAAUGAAUUUGGCUGCAGUUAGAGGGAACACUGUUUUGCAAAGGAAAUGUGAUCUGGAAACAAGAGAAAAGUAAAGAAAAAAAAAAAAAAGGGAUCAACGGCAGAUUGAAAGGGACAGAAAGAGACACAGGGGGAAGCUGGAAUAAAGUUCUGUAAAUACUGUAUUGAAUGAUAAAGAAUUAAGUGUGAACAUAAAAAAGAAGAAUAGAGGAUGUGACAAGACAAGAGCGCUGAGAGAGAGGUGUGGUAGAGGAUGGGAAAACAAUGAAAAGGGAAGCACAGGAGGCUCUGAUGAAGGGACGUCAUGCAAACAUUUGGUGUCAUUCACUAAUACGUGCUUAGAAAUGUUCCGACUUUGUGCACAAAAUAAGAGUGCCUGCAGAAUGAAGCGGGAUUUAUACUUAUGCAGCAGACCUUAUGCACGUCGCCUACGCCGUUGUGAGCAUUUAUACUUGUGCGGUGGUGUGUCUGUGUCACUCUGCAGUUACACUAGUCGGCGGUGGAGUUUAUGUGAAGUGCUGUAAAGUUUAGUUGAUUCAAAACACACAUUAAACACACAUUAAACACACAUUAAACAUGGCUUAAUAGAGACAGUUUCAAACACAAGUACACAAAUCAGCUUCACUGUAACUCGCAGCAUUCACAGACAAACACUUGUCUUUAUCUGGACACAUUUUCCCCACAAAUACAACAUGCUAACGUCAUUAGCACAAGCCUAUGGCAUUUUACAUUGUAUAAAUUAGCCUAGCAGCUAGCGAUCUCUUCCUCUUAUCAUAUAAAACCAGGGACAACAGCAACAUGUAACAAAGGUAACAUUACAAAAUUCAGCUCCAUUACAACUCACAAGGUUCACUGACAAAACAACUGUCUUAUACUAAACACGUUUUCCAAACAAAUAUAACAUGCUAACGUUAUUAGUACAAGUCUAUGGCACUUUACAUUGUAUAAAUUAGCCUAGCAGCUAGCUGAGAUUCCCUCUGCUCACAAGACUUAAAAUGCUAUUUAUGUGGAGGUUUUACUGUCUUCACAAUUUAUUGUUUCUUAUCUGUGAAAUUAAAGUAAAUAAAAGCUUUGUUUCCACUGAGGGAAAUGGUUUCAGCUUACAGAAAUAGACAGGAGGUCUGCGUCGCCGCAACAUGUAGUUACAUUUCUGGGGAGGUGCAUGUCAGGCUACAACGUAGGCUCCAUGUCGACAACGUAGCUAUAGCGUUGAUUUAGCGCAGAAGUAUAAAUUCUACAUUACCAUCGGAUUCAUGACACGCUCUUACCAAUGUGUGCAUGUUAGUGAACCAGAGUCAUUCAAAACUGACAGGUGCAAGAUUGAUGUGCUUGUAUUUGUCUACUUGAGGAAAACGUUUGCCUGGGGUGUAUUAUGGAGAAUGCUAUAAAGCUGCAUCUACGCACACAUUAGUAAAUGUCUUGGCAGUCGGAAACGGCUGGUAAGACGUUUGUCAUUCUCUUUAAACAUGUUAUAUCAGCUUCUGAAGAAGCCUUUAAGGCUAGAUACCUGAAUGCCUGCUUGAAGGUAAAUUAUAGAGCUAAAGGAUCUUUUAUAUACCUUUUAUAUAUGUGCAAUUUCACAGCACUAGAAAUUGAUGGGAGCAGCCAAUCGUUAUAAGCCAAGUCAAUAACAUUUCAGUAUGGACAAUCUCGUAUAGGCUACUCCACUGUAAACCAGGGCUGGGACACUCAGUUUUUAUAGUUAAAUAUUUUAAUUAUGACAAUAAUUAAUGAGGAGGCAGUAACUCUCCCCGAGGGAGCUCAAAUAUCUCGGGGUCUUGUUCAUAAGUGAGGGUAGAAUGGAGUGUGAGAUUGAUUGGCGGUUUGGUGCGGCUUCUGCAGUGAUGCAGGUGCUGCGCCGGUCCGUCGUGGUGAAGAGGGAGCUGAACCGGAAGGCAAAGCUUUCGAUUUACUGGUCCAUCUACGUCCCAACCCUCACCUAUGGUCAUGAGCUCUGGGUAGUGACCGAAAGAAUGAGAUCGCGGAUACAAGCAGCUGAAAUGAGUUUCCUCCGUGGGGUGUCUGGGCUCAGCCUUAGAGAUAGGGUAAGGAGCUCGGACAUCCGGAGGGAGCUCGGAGUAGAGCCGCUGCUCCUUGGCGUCGAUUUGGGUCAGUUGAGGUGGUUCAGGCAUCUGAUCAGGAUGCCUCCUGGGUGCCUCCUGUUAGAGGUGUUCCAGGCACGUCCCACUGGUAGGAGGCCCCGGGGCAGACCCAGAACACACUGGAAGGAUUACAUUUAUCAUGUGGCCUGGGAACACCUUGGGGUCCCCCAGGAGGAGCUGGAAAGCGUUGUUGGAAGAGGGACGUCUGGGGUGCUUUGCUCAGCCUGCUGCCCCUGCGACCUGGCCCCAGAUAAGCGAAUGAAAAUGGAUGGAUGGAUGGAAAUUUUGAUGAAUCCUGGAUUUGUGCAGAAAACGCUCAUUCACACAGUUUAAGCCAGGGCUGUAAUCAUGUAUUCAACACUACCCCACUCUACCCUGUAGUACCCUCUGCGACCCAAUCCUCCUGGAGAGUCGGGGUAAUUUUUAGAAUUCUUAGAAGCUUCACAGCUUAACAGACCAUUUUAAAGCAUUUUGAAACACAACUUUUGGAUCAAGGGUUCUCCAAGUUUUAUGAGUGAGUGCAGUUUUAGGGAGCCGGUGUAUGAUUGAUUUUUUUUUUUUUUUAAUGACAUACUAAUGACAUACUAACAAAAAUAUUUUAAAGUAAUGAAACCGAGACGGUACAGUGUUUGACAUUGAUUGUUCCCACAGCAGUUGAGCAACGGCUUGGAUUACAGCAACACAUACACUGUAAUACUAGAACCCACAGUAUUUCUAAUGGCAAUUCAUUUAAUAUCAUGAUUAAAUUUCCUAACAACUAUUUCAGAUGGUGUUGCGUAGUUGUCUGUCAUAGUAUAGCUUUUUAUUUAUUUUUUUAAUCUAAUUUUUUAUCAGUAUAUUGGGGUGGUGGGGGGUGUGAGGCAUUUUGAGCACACUUGAAUAUUGAGGGUAUGUGUCCCUCCCCUGCAAAUACAUAUUAUAAUUACGCCCUUGGUUCCUUGGUCUGAGCACAGAUUUGUGUGUACGUAUUGUCUGCGAAUGAGGCCCAAAGUGUGAUAAAGUGUAGAAGGUGCAGAUUUGACUUCACAAUCUGUAAACAUCUCACAGUACCUGUUGCCAUCCGGCAUUAUCAUAUCAGAAAAGUUGCUUUACUAACAAAUUUGAAGUCGCUACUAUGACUGUGUUUCCUCCUGUUAUAUAUAUUCAAAUGAUUUGUGUUUGAGUGUCUUUUUUUUUCUAGUUGCACUCUGCAGCGGUGUGUGCUUUGUUUUCUGUAGUGUUCCACAGCUGCCAUGAAGAAGCCUUUUACAGUAGCCCUGAUUUCCAAUCUGUCGAUACAAAACAAGAGAUGUAUAACAUGUCUGUUUAGCUGUUUUCCACAGAGACAUGCGGCUGAAUAAAAAUAGACAUGAGUCACCUCAGCUGUCAGUCUGUUUCUGCCUGUGUCACCGGCUC
This is a messenger RNA of Epinephelus moara (kelp grouper), 7452 nucleotides long. RefSeq names its product synaptopodin 2-like protein. Gene Ontology annotation, molecular function: actin binding. The coding region runs from base 166 to 3747 and encodes 1193 amino acids. Lineage: Eukaryota; Metazoa; Chordata; Actinopteri; Perciformes; Serranidae. Gene Ontology annotation, biological process: positive regulation of actin filament bundle assembly. The record is from RefSeq and is a predicted model, not a curated record. The transcript is spliced from 5 exons. Gene Ontology annotation, cellular component: Z disc; nucleus; actin cytoskeleton.